Molecule: messenger RNA, 522 nt
Organism: Soboliphyme baturini
Lineage: Eukaryota; Metazoa; Nematoda; Enoplea; Dioctophymatida; Soboliphymatidae
Source: the annotation of a GenBank genome assembly
AUGGAUAGGCGGAUGAUCGCACAUACUCUGUCUUCUCGCAGCGAACCUGGUGAAGCUUCUGUUGGCAUAGCUUCGACGGCCACUGAGGUGAUACACGGGGCGCAACUUGUUAGCAGAUCACCAAUCACCAGGCGACACGGUGACAGCGCUACGGAGCGAGCUGCCCCCAGCAUCAUGUCUGUCGCCUUCGUAUCAGUGCCUGUCGAUUUGUCGUGUUUGUACUCACACUUUAAACCGGCGCUUGAAGCAAGCCGUAGUCGAAGGCUAAAGGUUAACAAGCGCCAGCUGAAGGCAAACCGACCGACAAGCGUGUUAGCCGAGCGGAACAGACGUCUGUCUGCGGGUGUCGACACGACGACCGACGAACGACGACCAAACAAACGGACGGGCGAGUGUAAGUCGCACAGGCCUGGUUUAAAGUGCGGUGGCGGUGGCAGCGGCGGCGGCGGCGGCAGCGGCAGCGACAGCGACAGCGACAGUGGUAGCAGAGUCCGAAGAGGUAGCGUGCAUGGUCGAGUUUAA